Messenger RNA from Cynocephalus volans (Philippine flying lemur), 951 nucleotides. RefSeq names its product olfactory receptor 5AN6-like. Gene Ontology annotation, biological process: G protein-coupled receptor signaling pathway. Gene Ontology annotation, molecular function: olfactory receptor activity; odorant binding; G protein-coupled receptor activity. Lineage: Eukaryota; Metazoa; Chordata; Mammalia; Dermoptera; Cynocephalidae. The transcript has a single exon. Gene Ontology annotation, cellular component: membrane. The record is from RefSeq and is a predicted model, not a curated record. Bases 1 to 951 code for a protein of 316 amino acids.
AUGACUGGAGGAAGAAAUAAUACAACAGUCACUAAGUUUAUUCUUUUGGGAUUCUCAGAUUUACCCAAGCUCAAGAGUGUUCUCUUUGCAGUAUUCUUGGGGACUUACUUCUUGACAGUGAUCUGGAAUUUGAGUCUUAUCAUCUUGAUUAGGUUGGACUCCUACCUACAUACACCCAUGUACUUCUUCCUCAGCAACUUAUCCUUCUUAGAUUUCUGCUAUGUCACUUCCACAACCCCCAAAAUGCUCUCGAACUUCUUCCAGAAGCCUAAAUUCAUCUCUUUUAUGGGGUGUACCAUGCAAUACUUCUUCUUCUCUAGCUUGGGUUUGACUGAGUGCUGUCUUCUGGCAGCCAUGGCUUAUGAUCGAUAUGCUGCCAUUUGUAACCCUCUGCUCUACACAGCCAUCAUGUCCCCCAGUGUCUGUGUGCAGAUGGUGGUUGGAGCCUACAUAACUGGUAUCUUUGGUUCAUUGAUCCAACUGUGUGCUUUACUUCAACUCAAUUUCUGUGGACCAAAUGUUAUCAACCACUUCUUCUGUGACCUGCCUCAAUUAUUAGUCCUAUCCUGCUCUGAAACAUUUUUCCUACAAGUCAUGAAGUUUUUCAUAGCAGUGAUUUUUGGUGUGACAUCUGUCUUUGUCAUUAUAAUAUCCUAUGGUUAUAUUGUUGCCACCAUCCUGAAGAUCAGCUCAGUAAAAGGCAGAUACAAGACUUUCAACACCUGUGCUUCUCACCUGACAGCAGUGACUUUCUUUUUUGGAUCAGGACUCUUCGUCUAUAUGCAUCCCAGCUCUAAUAAGUCUCUGGGCUAUGACAAGAUGGCAUCUGUCUUCUAUACACUGGUGAAUCCCAUGUUGAAUCCUUUGAUUUACAGUCUGAGAAACAAGGAAAUCAAAGAUGCCCUUAAGAGGUAUAAGAAGAAGAGAGUGUUUUCCCAUUGCCACUGUUAA